AUGCUACCUCCUCUACCACGUCUCGACGACUACCAAAUAUCACCUACCACAGGAUUCCUUCCCACCGAACUGCCUCUCCUAUGUUUACCAGACCCAGUUUAUGAGAAGUGGGAGAAAAUAAUAGCCAACUUACAGUCUCUCAUUCUGAGCAAAAGACUGCGGACUGUUAUAGAUAAACUUCCUGUGAUUCCAGCUACACAUCUGUACACUGAAGCAGAGUGGCGGAGAGCUUAUACUGUCUUGAUCUUUCUAGCUCAUGGUUAUAUUUGGGGUGGUGAGAAACCUGCCGAGCGAUUACCGCCACCUAUUACCUACCCACUUCUCCAGGUCUGCGAACAUCUUGAAAUUCCUCCAGUCGCCACGUACGCCGGACUCUGCUUGUGGAACUACAAGCCUCUCUUUCUACGUGAUGGCCUGACCCUCGAGAACCUCUCUACCCUUGCCACAUACACCGGCUCUCUAGAUGAGCAGUGGUUUUACCUGGUCAGCGUGGCCAUUGAAGCUAAAGGUGGAUCAGCAAUCCCAGUUAUGCUAGAGGCCAUCCAGGCAGCAAGAGAUGACGACAAGGAGACAGUUACAGAGUGCCUGAGAGUUGUAGCUGAGGUCAUUGACGAAGUUGCAUCGAUCCUUACACGAAUGUAUGAGAACUGCGAUCCUCACGUAUUCUACCACCGCAUUCGUCCGUUCCUCGCUGGAAGCAAGAACAUGAAAGACGCAGGCCUUCCACACGGCGUCUUCUACGACGAUGGCAGCAGGAGUUCAGGCUGGAGACAAUAUGGUGGUGGCUCAAAUGCCCAAAGCAGCUUGAUCCAGCUGUUCGACAUAUUCCUCGGGGUUGAACAUCGACCAACAGGAUCAAAAGCAACAGACGCCUCGGAGUCCGAAGCAGAACCCGGUGUGCCGCCAAAGGCACGUCACAACUUCAUUCAUGACAUGAGACAAUACAUGCCAGGUCCACAUAGACGCUUUCUUCAGGCUAUCGAAUCUGUGGCCAACAUUCGCGAUUUCGUCGAGGCCAACUACCGCGAUCGAAAUUUGACCAUCGCAUAUGACGCCUGUCUAGCUAUGCUCAGAUCGUUGAGAGAUAAGCAUAUCCAGAUGGUUUCCAGAUAUAUCAUCGUCAAGAGCAGAGAAGCCAGAAGUCAUAGUAGACCAAGAAGUGGUGAAGCACAAAGUCCAGACAAUUCACCCGCGGGUCCACCUGCUCGUGGUCGCGGCAUUGCCUCAAUCAACUACAAAGACAAUGCUGAUGGCCAGCGUAAGAAGAAGAUGCGCGGUACUGGCGGUACAGCACUUAUUCCAUUCCUCAAGCAAGCUCGAGAUGAGACUGGCGAACCUGCAAUCGAUGACUGGGCACGCAGAGUUUUGACUGGUGGACGGAGGUCAGAAGCUGAUCACGAAGUCAAUGCCGAGAGCAUGAGGAUGAGACUGGGUAUCGACGACCUCAACGACGAGCCAGCUGUUGUCGGACUGGCGGGCAGUUGGUCUAUGGAGACUGAAGGCGGUGGUCUCUGCGCGUACUAA
Molecule: messenger RNA, 1524 nt
Organism: Lithohypha guttulata
Lineage: Eukaryota; Fungi; Ascomycota; Eurotiomycetes; Chaetothyriales; Trichomeriaceae
Product: Indoleamine 2,3-dioxygenase
Exons: 1
Coding region: 1-1524 (507 amino acids)
Biological process (GO): 'de novo' NAD+ biosynthetic process from L-tryptophan
Cellular component (GO): cytoplasm
Molecular function (GO): heme binding; metal ion binding; indoleamine 2,3-dioxygenase activity
Source: RefSeq, a predicted model, not a curated record